Messenger RNA from Cyclopterus lumpus (lumpfish), 1048 nucleotides. Its product is annotated as elongation factor 1-delta-like. Gene Ontology annotation, biological process: translational elongation. Gene Ontology annotation, cellular component: eukaryotic translation elongation factor 1 complex; cytosol. Bases 142 to 951 code for a protein of 269 amino acids. The transcript is spliced from 8 exons. Gene Ontology annotation, molecular function: translation elongation factor activity; guanyl-nucleotide exchange factor activity. NCBI's taxonomy places the organism in Eukaryota, Metazoa, Chordata, Actinopteri, Perciformes, Cyclopteridae. The record is from RefSeq and is a predicted model, not a curated record.
ACAAUCUCUCCUGCUCCUCGCUUCCUCCUCCUCCUCCUCCUCUUCCUCCUUCCCGUUGUCACUCUCUGGCUGCAGAAACACGCGCUUUACCCGCCGGCCUGGUCCCACACCGACGAGACCAAACACACACAGCAUAGCACCAUGGGCUCCGUGGACUUUUUGACCCAGGAGAAGAUCUGGUUUGACAAACCUCGCUUCGACGAGGCGGAGAGACGCUUCUACGAGCGCUCGGACGGCUCGUCCCAACCAGCGCAGGAUGCCGGGGCGAACACCAUUCUGCAAGACAUUGCCCGAGCCAGGGAGAACAUCCAGAAAUCUCUAGCAGGAACCAUCAGCAGUGCGGCUGAUCAAGGGGAGAUCAUCUGUCGCAUCAAGAGCCUGGAGCUGGAGAACCACAGCCUACACAAGGUGGUGGAGGACUUGAGGGCUGCUCUUUCCAAACUGGACUGUCGAGUGUCAGUCCUGGAGAAACCUCCUGCAGCUGUAACCACGGCUACCACUCCUGCAGUACCCUACACUAAUGGCAAGACCGCCCAGCAGAAGACCAGCGCCCCAGUUAAAGACGACGAGGAGGAUGAUGAUAUUGACUUGUUCGGUAGUGAUGAUGAUGAUGAGGCAGAGCAACUCAAAGAGCAGAGGUUGAAAGAGUACGCAGAGAAGAAGGCCAAGAAGCCUGGCAUCAUCGCCAAGUCUUCCAUCUUAUUGGAUGUCAAACCUUGGGACGAUGAAACUGACAUGGUGAAGCUGGAGGAGUGUGUUCGCUCAGUGGCGGCUGACGGUCUGUUAUGGGGCAUGUCCAAACUGGUCCCGGUGGGUUACGGCAUCAAGAAGCUCCAGAUCUCAUGUGUGGUGGAGGACGACAAGGUGGGAACAGACAUUCUAGAGGAAGAAAUCACCAAGUUUGAAGACUAUAUCCAGAGUGUUGACGUAGCGGCUUUCAACAAGAUCUGAUUCCACCGGGUUUCUUUGUGUCUUUCGUCAUGCCUUGUUUUUCUGCCGUUAGUGUCAACAGUUAAUAAUAUUAAUAAAAACAAAUUCUUGCACUGAA